This is a messenger RNA of Mizuhopecten yessoensis (Yesso scallop), 5215 nucleotides long. RefSeq names its product trafficking protein particle complex subunit 11-like. The transcript is spliced from 31 exons. Bases 119 to 3490 code for a protein of 1123 amino acids. The record is from RefSeq and is a predicted model, not a curated record. NCBI's taxonomy places the organism in Eukaryota, Metazoa, Mollusca, Bivalvia, Pectinida, Pectinidae.
GUUUCCUGUUAGACGCCUGGCAAAGUAGGAAAUGUCAUGGGAAAAUAUCAUCCUAUAUUACCUUUGAAGCGUACGACAUAACACUGUUUUAGAAAGGAAAUCACAGGGUAAUCUUAGUAUGGCCUGGGCAAGUAAUCUUCCUCAAGAACUUCUCUGUCGACCGACUGCCCUGGUAUCUCUCACUGGGCUAGACGUAACAUACAACGCUAUCCACAAACUGAUCUGGGACUCAUUUGUUAAUAACCGGCGAUCUGAUCGCGUCCCACUACAGUUCAAAGUCACUGCUGGAGACCAUGAGUAUCCCAAGUGUAGAACCAAUAAGCGUCAGUCCUAUGAGUGGUACAUCCCUAAGGGCGUGCUGAAGAAGACAUGGAUGAACAAACACUUGAAUCAGGUUCCUGCUGUUGUCGUCGUCUUCUUUGACCUGGACUGGGAUGAACAUCUCUGGAAGGAAAAGCAGAUGGAAUGUGCCACACGUGUGGAAAUUGUCAGGAAUAGCCUACUCAACAGAGGAACAAAGGUAGCUGUGGUACUUAUCCAGAAGAAUGCCCCCCUGCCCCCGGGAGAGGAUGUGGUGGCUGCAGAGAGGGCGGCCUCUCUGUGUAGUGCAUGUGAUCUGUCUGCUAAGCAGCUGUAUGUUCUUCCACACACCGACCACCUCAUCGGUUACACCAUCAGAUUGGAAAAUGCAUUUUAUGAGUUGGCUCAGAGUUACUAUCAUGGAGAGGCUAGAAAAGUGAAGGCACACAGAGACUUCCUCAACAAGACUACCCACCAGCUUUUGUUUGUCAGACAUCAAUUUAAGAUAGCAUUCUUCAGUGAACUGAAGCAGGACAGCCACACAGCAUUGAAACAUUACAAACAAGCAUAUGGACACCUGUUAGAGAUGAGGAUGCAUGAUACCAACCUUCUGGAGAUAAAGUCUAUAGCUGGCUUCAUCAACUACAAGAUUUGUCGACUGUCUUUCCAACACAAUGCCCCGCUAGACUCCAUCGCUCAGUUCAGGAAGCACAUUGACUUUUUCAAAAGUAAAGUUGGAAUAGCAGAGCUGGCAUUUGAACACAGUGCUUGGAUGGCCAAACAGUUCCAGGUGUUUGGUGAUCUAUUUGAUGAGGCCAUCAAGUUAGGUCUGACAGCCAUACAGACACAACACCCAGGCUUUUACUACCAGCAGGCUGCUAAUCAUGCUGUCAACAGGAAGCAGCUCUGUCGGGGAUUCUGUAAGCCCUUGACACAGUUGAUUCAUCCAGAUCCCCUUGAAUUUUUGGACAACCUGGACUUUUAUGGUCAGCGACCAUGGCGACAAGGACACCAGAGUAUUGAUCCCCCGGACAUGCAGAGAGAACGAGAUGGUAUAGCCUCCCUACAGAACAUGGAGAUACAAGUUGAUCACUCUUGGAUUAUCAUCCCUUUGUUGAACAGUGCUGUAGCCCAGUUUAAGAAAUACAAGUCACCGAGGAUGAAGCGAUACCUAAUGGUACAGAUGGGGGAGGAGUACUACCACGCCAAAGAUUACAACAAAGCUCUUAUGCUGCUGAACAAGGUGAUGUGGGACUAUCGAGGGGAACGCUGGUGGCACCUGUUGGAUUCCAUCCUGGAUAUCUCACUCAAAUGUGCCUAUCUGACCUGUAAACUCCAGGAGUAUGUGUCUGUCUGUGUGGAGCUCAUCGGUAGCUACAGUAUGCGUUCAACCGAAGAGAAAACCAGGAUACAGAUGAAUCUAAUCCGGGUCAUAUCUAACGACUCCCCAGAGCCUGAGCCAGGUCUGGACCCUAUAUGUGUGGACAAUGCCCGGCGUCUGUGGUCCAGCUGCUCAACAGACCCUAGUGUCUUUAGCAUAGACAUGCAAAACAUUGUACCAUUUGUUGAAUGUAAAGCCUGCUUUAGCACAGAAACAGUAGCUGCUGACACAGAGGUACAGCUGGAAGUCUACAUCAGAGUGAACUGUCAAUUUCCUGUGAGGUUCAGCAAAUUGUCUGUGUUCCUGAACAACCAACUAUAUAAUCAGUACUGCCAGAUAGUGGACGGUCAGGGAGUGUCAGCCGGGUCUGAGGCUGACUCCAGAGGUGGGGAUCUGUACCUGGUGCCCGGCCAGACCAGGCUCUACACCUUCAGCUUUCUCCCACUAAAGGAUGAUGUGGAAACACAGCUCGAGAUAUCGUCCCUGGUGCUAGAGCUUGGAUCAGAGGCGGGACGCUGUGCGAUGUUACAGUGGAUUGGAGGGGGUGGACCAGCAGUAUCUCCUGUACAGACUGCACAGUCCCUGUUACCAAGGAAACCAGUCGUGCCGGGCUGUCCAAUAGACUGGAAUGCUGUGGAUGUGCGGGCUGCCACAAGGAUUGUCCCUAGAAAAGCCAAACUAGAUGUGGUGAUCCAACAUGAGCCGCCAUGUCUACUAAACGAGUUUUACCUGCUGAGGCUUGACAUGACUAACAACGAAGACACAGAUAUAGAAGACAUCAGGUUAUCCUUUGGUAUCCAGGGAGAUGAGACCGCCAGUGAAUCAGAGCAGACAUCCCAUGUUUGUCUAGAGACCCCAGAGUUUGACAAUGUGGUGGAGUAUAGCAGAGAAGACGUUGCACUCGUAAAACUGGGAACGGGCAAAAAGCUUUCUCGUCGUUUAUUUGUCAAGAAUAUGCAGAUUGGCACUAAGGUCCUUUUUGUAAAGUUGGUGUAUACAGUGGCUGUUACCAAGACGCAGCAGAUCAUCACCUGUACCUGUGAACAAAAUGAGACCAUCUCCUUGACAACAGUCACACCGUUCGAGGUGUCUGUAAAACUCAACUCAUUAAAGUUUGAGCAGAUAGAAGCUAUUCAGAUUGAGGAGCCAUUCCUGCUGCUGCCUGAGCUAAAAUGUACCUCUCCCUGGUUGGUGGAACUGCAGUCAAGUCAACUCCAAAUGACUCCAUUUGUACAGAGUGCUGAUGAGGAUGCACCAUCACAGCUACAAGGAGUGUGCUUGAAGAAGUCUGAGUGUGCCGCGGAGUGUAUCUGUCUACAGACGGUUCACUGUAUACAGCCUUCCAUCUCCCUGGGAACAUACACAGUCUACUGGAGAAGACAUACGGAUGAGAGUAAAGACCUUCCCUUUGUGACCACAUCUUUCCCCUUACCCAUUGUCAACACUGAACAUGUUCCGAUCUCCAUGGAGCUGCGUCUCCCAGCGUACGGCAGUGUAAAGAACCUCCUGCCACUUUGUUAUGUUAUAAAUAACCGCACAGCGUAUCCCCAGGAAAUGGAAGUCACGAUGGAGGCAAAUGAUAGCUUCAUGUUCUCCGGAAAUAAACAGUUUCACUUCCGAAUCCUGCCAAGUAAGGCAUACAAUCUAACAUACAACCUGUUUCCACUGGUCGCCGGUCAUGUGGCAUUGCCCAAACUUCAUGUCAACAUGCUGCGUUACCAGGGCAACAUCGACCUCAUCACACAGAAGAUGAUCCCCACCCAUGUCUUCAUCAAGCCUACUGGCAAAACACUGGAUUCAUCUGGAUGAUGCGGAAUGACUUUAUGGGACAAAAACCAAAUGUUCAUAAAUUAAAAAAGCCCAUAGUGUGAUGUAAUUUUCUGCAGUUUUGAUUCCAGUAACGUUAAUGUCAGUUAGAUACCACUGUCAGUUGUGAACGUAACUGGAUGUUACUGCUAACAAUAUAAUUUUAAGUAUGAUUUACUGAAGAGUUUAAGUGUAAAUGUGAUAGUUUCUCUCUCUCAAGUAAAUGUUGUAGGUCCUCUAACAGAUGUACUUGAUAAGAUGAUGAAUGUUAUACAAAUUAUAAACAUAAUAGUUCAAUGUAAAUUACUUAUAUUUUGCCAUGAAUAUGAUUUCUCAUGAAAUAUCUAGGAACUUCCAGCAUGAAUUUAAAAAAAAAUAUGAUGAAAACAAGUAGUGGGCUAAACAGCAUAAAUGAAAAUCCAUGAAAGAUUUUUUUUUCCGAAACGUUGUGAGUUUGAGUGUUUACAAAAAGUUAUUUCUGGUAUGUUAAUUAAUGAGAGCUGUCAAUGCUCAGGUACGGACGUGAGAGGGUGUGUAACUGUGACCUGUGUAUUGUAAUAGUGAUCAGGGCUGAUCACGUCUUUGUGGAGAAAAGGGACCAGUGCAAUAAUAGCGCUUAGCAUCAUGUCUUAGUGUUUAUGCUUCUUUGUUAGAAAGAAGAUCAACUUAAAUCUUGCUACUUUAAGAAUACUUUACUAUGAUGAUUUUCAUUGGUAAGAGUGUGUUAAAAAUUGAUCAUCAAAUUUAUGUUAUGCGAUUGUAUUUUUUUUUUUUUUCAUUCACCAGCUCAAGGCAAGUGGAAAUGCUAAGUUUACUUAAUGUUGAACGUUUUAUUAAUAAGUGGAAAUACAUUAGCAGUAACCACUGGAGCAUGAAUAGUAAAAAGAUUGAGACUCUUUCAGAUACAGCCAGACCUGUAUUUCGAGACCACCUUUAGAAAGUGCAUUAAGUAAUCACUUAACACUGACAGUCUUUAAUUGUAACUCAAGUUAAAAUAACAUGAAAACAACUCCAAUAGGGAUUUUUAAAACUGGUCUCAUAACAGAGGUGGUCUCUCAAGCAGUCUGAGCUGACUGUACAUGCAGUUAUUGUGAUGUUGCUAAAUGAUUAUAAUUUUAUUUAUUGCUUUCUGUACGUAGAUCACAGUUUAAAUUAUCAAAGGUUUUAAGGUAAGGUUCUGGAGAAAAUGUGUCUAUUAUUAUAUGUGUAUUGUAGUGCUGUAGUACUUCACAGAGCUGUUAUUAGGACUAAAGAUAAAUUUAUUAUCUUACCGUAACAAGCUCUCCUUUCUAACCUGUUCAAUAACUAUAAUUAGACACUUGGAUCAAAAUUGAUGGUACAAAUUAAAAGUACACAAGAACUGAUGACUCAGUUAAAAUUUACCGCACAAAUUGAUGACUCAUUUUAAAGAUACAAACAUUGGUGACAUGUAUAACAUGUAAACUAGAAUUAGUGACACAUUUCAGAGGUAAACAAGAAGGGAUGACUCAUUCUAAAGAUACAAGAAAAAAUCCUUUCACAGACAGCAUAAUAUAAGGCAGUGCUGAAUUAAAGUAUGCAUGUACUACUGAUUUUGAAACAAAAAUAAGGGAGAUAAUUCAGCGCUAUAAUGUGUAAGGAAGCAUGUAAAUGUAUUGCGUAGUUAGCAGUCUAGUGUGAUAUAAAGAAAAGUCGUAGCUUAUUAAUGUACACUUAUAUGUAAAGAUGAAUAAAAUAUUUGUGAUCACU